Exophiala dermatitidis NIH/UT8656 is the source of this 3548-nucleotide messenger RNA. RefSeq names its product cysteine synthase. The record is from RefSeq and is a predicted model, not a curated record. Gene Ontology annotation, molecular function: cysteine synthase activity. NCBI's taxonomy places the organism in Eukaryota, Fungi, Ascomycota, Eurotiomycetes, Chaetothyriales, Herpotrichiellaceae. The coding region runs from base 110 to 1357 and encodes 415 amino acids. The transcript is spliced from 3 exons. Gene Ontology annotation, cellular component: cytoplasm.
CUACCAUUUAAGGUAUGUCGCAAUUGGUGGCUGUUUACCUUCAUUUGUACAAAUCGUUAGGAAAAGUAAAAGGCUGGUGUCUCAUAAAGUCGGUCUUCAUUCCCAUCGCAUGACUAUGCAAUGGACGCACCGUGAGGUCCUUGUGGGAUUCGCCGCGGGCCUCGUUGCAGCAGUGGUUUUUGAGCAAAUACGCUCCCGAUAUUACAGCUCCUCCCAUCGAUCGGGAAGAAAACCUGAUGCCCAGAGCAAGGCUGACUCAGCCUUGCCCGGUGAAGCCAUCCGUCCAGCUGGGGUUGGCAUCGAGUCCACGAUCGGCAACACGCCGCUGAUUGAGAUCCGGUCCUUGUCUGCGGCCACAGGUUGCACGAUCCUGGCAAAAUGCGAGUUCCUCAAUGGUGCGGGCAAUAGUCCGAAAGAUCGCGUGGCGCUGAGCAUGAUCGAGCGUGGUGAAGCCGCGGGGCUUCUGGAGCCACACUCGGGCGACACGGUUUAUGAAGGCACGGUUGGUUCGACGGGAAUCUCAUUAGCCACACUGUGUCGUGCCCGAGGGUACCUUGCGCAUAUCUGCAUGCCGAGCGACCAGAGCUUCGAGAAAUCGAAUCUGCUGCUGAAACUGGGAGCCGUGGUUGAGCGCGUGACGCCCGCUCCCAUCGUCGACCAAGCUCACUUCGUCAACCGCGCAAGAAACCUUGCCAGAGAGCAUACAGCCGACCCGAACAAAAAGGGUAGGGGUUACUUUGCCAAUCAGUUCGAGACAGAAGCCAACUGGCGUGCCCACUACGAAGGCACGGGGCCAGAGAUCUAUGCUCAGACUGAAGGGCAAGUCGAUGCCUUCGUCGCCGGCGCCGGCACUGGAGGAACGUUGUCAGGCGUGGCCAUGUUUCUAAAAGAACGUCUGCCGCAGAUUAAAGUGGUCUUAGCUGACCCGCAGGGCAGCGGGCUCUACAACAAAAUCAAGCACGGUGUCAUGUUCCACAGUCUUGAAAGGGAAGGCACGCGCCGAAGGGAUCAGGUUGAUACAAUCGUCGAAGGGAUUGGGCUGACCCGCUCUACUCUGAACUUUGAACAAGGGCGAGAACUGAUUGAUGAUGCCGUGAAAGUCACGGACGGGCAAGCCAAAAACAUGGCAAGGUGGCUCGUGGAAAGAGACGGUAUUUUCAUCGGCAGCAGUAGUGCCGUCAACUGCACUGCUGCUUUGCGAACAGCGCUAGAACUAGGGCCCGGCCACCGGGUGGUGACGAUCCUCUGUGAUUCCGGAGCACGCCACCUCUCCAAGUUCUGGGCCCAAAUCGGGGACAUUGGGGGUGAAGCACGGACGACAAUCGAUGAUAUUCUGCAAGGAAAAUCACUGAACUGAGCUCACAGCAUUCCCUACGCUGUUUUUCAAAGUAUACAACUGGCUCAGCGAGAUGCCAGCCGACUUGACCUCCUGGUGCCCUCGGAAUUAUACUGCUGAGCCGUCGUAGGUGUUUCAUUGUCUGCCGGUUCGCUCUGAGGUUCCGGGGUGCGCGGUCCCGGUGCAGGAUCGUUGACAGACUCCCCAAAAGCUGCGAGCCAUAUCUCAGCUAAUUUGUCGACGACGUCGGUUGUUGUGCGAUUUGCGAAAUUGCGGGCAAAGACGCCGAUUUCUGUUUCGGGGUUUUCACAAAGCCGAUUCAAAGCUUCAAGCUCUUCUUCUGACCAUUCACGCACUGCGCCCUUAGCCCUGCUCUCACGCCUUUUCCGAAACGUGACAUAAGCUUCUUUCAAUUGUGUUCCCCUCUUCUUGCUCCGGAGAAGGCCAGAACGAGCGAUUUCGUCAAAUGACAGGCCCUUUCCUUCGUGCAAUUCAACGAGUCUCCUGAGGUUGGAAACGCUCAUCCUAGGUCCGCGAGGGUCUGUUGGGGCAUUCAGAUAAUAGUCGCGGAUAUAUAUCAUAUCGUGCACGUCGUCAGGGUAUACUCCAAUUGCCUCAGCCUCGCGCAACAAAUCGGUCCAGUGCCUGAAGACGGAAGCCCUAGUCUUCCACUGGCGGGAGCAAUAAAAGCAGAUACCCUUCUUCAUCUGAAGGACCUGCUCAUCGCUGCCCCUUGCGUUGGGCCUGUUCGACUUCCACACCACCGCCGCGUUAUCUGACUCUUCCUUCCAGACCGGUGUGGUGACAGUCUCCCCUUCACCAUUUUGAUCACCAGAUAUUUCUCCCUGCAGGGGAUCCACCGACUCCUGUCGGACUUUUCUAAGGCGUUUCGACGGGCGUCUGAAUUGCGGUGUAAUCUUCCUUACGCUCGAUCUCCAGAAAGAGCCUCUGGGGUCUGAGACGGGGACGUCUUCAAGUUCCGAGCUUGCUAUGCCAUUUUCCGAAGGCCUCCCUGACAUAGGGGACGAAUGGUUGAAUUCCCUCCGUCGCUUGGGCGACACCAAUUCUGGUGGCAAGCGCCAGGCUGGUUCCACCUGGGCUUCGACCGCUGUUUUCCUCGCAUUAUGCAACAGUUCGAGGACCUCUUGGCCCAUUUUAGGCCCGUACUUUUCCAGAAUAGCACUUUCUUCUGGAUCCCCAGUCAAGUUCAGUGAGCAUGGGGGUGGUGCAAGAUCACCCGAUGAUAUACUCCGAGUUCCGACUUCGAAGAGAGAAUCGGGGCUUGUUGAUCGCUGUUGUUCUGUUACCUCGAAUAACGAGUCAUUAUCGGAAUCGUUUGUAUCAGGCUGCGCCUUGUUGUAGCUCCCGCGAGGUGCGACGACCGAAGGCGAAUGGCCGUACAUAUCGGGAGUCCGCACAUCUGGAUGACGUGAGCCUACAGGAGCAGAGGCAUGCGCUUCAUCGGCUUCGCUGGGACUACAGUCGACCUCGUCCUCAUGCACGUCCUCCUGCUCGUCCUCGUCCCCGUCGUCCUCGUCAUCGGACAGCGCGGCAUUUUCCGCUAUUGCUUCAAUGCUAGUAAGCACUCCAUUUGCUUCUUGAUCAGACCCCAAGUCUGCACCGGCAGGCGCUUCUGUCAUUGCUCUCAAAAACGAUCUUCCUUUGUCGUCCUCGCCCGGUGCUUCGCCAGUAUCUGUUUCGCCUUCCAUGCUUUCCAAAUGUCCAUUGUUGACCACGAUCUUUUGCUGUACAAUAUCGAUUUCGUCGCCAACGCCACUGAAGUCCUGGGAGUAUUUGGCAAAUAUUGACUCGAAUCGCGACUUCAGGAGGCUGUCAUUCUUGUAACGUAGGGCAUCGAGGUCUGAGUCGAGAUCGGUUUGCGAUUCCUGGCCAGCGAAAAUAGAAAGGCGGGGUCUUUUGCGAAAAGGGCCUUCCAUUGUAGGAGCGAGACGGGAGAAUAGAGGGAUAUGGUCAGUGUGAAGGAACAGGCCUAGGGAUCAUCGUUUGGGCCCUGCCAGGGUGCUGCGAGACCUCGUGUUGUUGAAUGUUCGAUACGAAACUUGAAGUCGACAUUAAUCGUUAGGCAACUACUACAACUACUAAUUAAAUGGGGUGCAGUCGCGACGCGGAUUCCGCAGCGCGAAGCGCGUCAGACUCGGAAUUAUUUGUGACAAAAUGGGCACCCUACGUGCCAAGCAUUAUAAAGACGUCG